Molecule: messenger RNA, 1733 nt
Organism: Rhipicephalus sanguineus (brown dog tick)
Lineage: Eukaryota; Metazoa; Arthropoda; Arachnida; Ixodida; Ixodidae
Product: GTP cyclohydrolase 1 feedback regulatory protein
Exons: 3
Coding region: 26-379 (117 amino acids)
Biological process (GO): negative regulation of biosynthetic process
Cellular component (GO): nucleus; cytoplasm
Molecular function (GO): GTP cyclohydrolase binding
Source: RefSeq, a predicted model, not a curated record
GCAAUUAGACAGCGCGGAUUGGCUGAUGCGCACGUGGGUCGCGCGACGCACGCAGCUGACGCAGCUGCGGUUUCACGGGUUUCACGCACGUACGGAUUUGCGUGCGCACUGCGCGGUGUCCGCGAUGCCGUACCUGUUGAUCUCAACCCAGAUCCGAUUGGAGAACGGGCCGACAAUCGUAGGAGACCGAAACAGCGAUCCCACUCUGAUGGAGCAUCUUUGCGCGCGCAAGAUCACCCAGCCCGGAAACGACUUCCCUGAGUACCGGACCGACGAUCCACCCCGCACUGUUUUGAACAAGCUAGAGUUGAUGGGCUACCGCGUGGUGGCAAUGUCCGGCAUUGGCCAGACUUGCAUCUGGACUUUACACAAGCAGUGAUUCCUCGUGCCACCAUCACGUCGUUCUCUGCAUUUACCGCUCGUGAUGCCACCGCUAGCGUUGAUCGCUCGUCCCGUGCUUUCAUUUUUUGCCUGCCUUGUUUCAAACCGCUUACAAUGCCACUGCUAGCAUCGAACGCUUCUCCCACGCUUCCAUGUUUUUACGCCUACUUCAUCUCAAGCUGCUGGCAGUUGCUGGGUAAAAGGGUCCAAUCACUCAGCCUAGGGCCAUAUUAUUGGUGUAUCGCUAUCACGGAUAUGACCUUUCUCACAAGAGUUCGUGUAACUCUGUCCCAUGGUUACUCCAUGCUAAGGUUACGCCAUGCUAAGUUUCCUUGUAAUCUCUGUUUGGUUUGCAAAGUGGGUACUACUCUAAUCAGCUGGCAUGGAAGAAUGUGACAUGUUCAGAGUAGCAACUGCGGACAUAUUCACACCUACGGCUGACAGUGUUCCUCUCAAUGUGCCAAGCACUCUGUCUUGGCACAAUAGCCUGUUAUGCGCAGUGGUAUGGGAGGGGGGAAUUUUUUUUCCCUUGUACUAUCUUUUUCCUCAGCCCAAACACUUAUACACAUUUACACAUUGGCACAGUGCUAGGAAUGCUGUCACCCAUAUACAACACUUCCAAUGCCGAAUCGUGCAUCAUCCUGCACAAGCAACCAUGGUCUCACGUUCGACAGACUGAGAAUAUUGCUCCUGAAGAGCUGGUCUCUUUUUUAACAAUUCCAAAGUUAAACACCGAAGAGAGGCAACUGCCAGCCCCCCCCCCCCCCUUCCCAGUGAAUGGUGCGACAUCAAACAGACAAUUCGGAUAAACGGCAGCUGAUAUGGGGAUAUGGUGCGCCUUCCUGUUUGUCUUACUUAUGUGCUUGCUUUACACCUGCAGUGCUCGUCUCUUUGUCUUAUCUUCUACAUGUUUAUAUAUGAAUUCCAAGCAACUGGCCCGAAUUUCUUUUUUGCUGCUGCCUUUCUCAACUUAAUCAGUGCAGCUUGCAACGACUCCCGUUCGGUAUAUGAACACAUUGUGAUAGACGUACCGACGUAGCCAUUGCACCUCAGACUAGUGCAAACAGCUGCUUGGCGCCGAACGCAACUACUGCUGCUUCUCUGCAACGGACUGCCUGAGAACAAUGUCAAGUUACGGACAGAAGGGCACAUAUCAAGGAGUGAUGAAGCAUUUACAACUUCUUGCCAUGUUCAACGUGGCUGUGGACCAGUUGAGGAACAAAAACCCUGGUCCACUCUUUGUAUCCUGCUGAAACAAUGAGGCCUUGUUCAAAGUACUAAAGAACUUACUGUUAUUGUUGGCUGACCAAGCUUCUUUGCACUUUUGUUGCUCGACAUAAAGUUUUUUUUUU